Molecule: messenger RNA, 2372 nt
Organism: Pocillopora meandrina
Lineage: Eukaryota; Metazoa; Cnidaria; Anthozoa; Scleractinia; Pocilloporidae
Source: the annotation of a GenBank genome assembly
AUGCCAUCCAAGACUGAAGGAUUUGGAGUCAGUGCUCUUGAAGCCUUAUCUGCUGGUUUGCCUGUACUUGUCAGUGGUAAUUCUGGACUUGGAGAAGCUCUGAAGGAGGUGCCUCAAGGAUCUCAGUUUGUGGUUGACUCUGAAGAUCCAAAAGAGUGGGCCAAAAAAAUCAAGGUGGUACAACAGACAAAGAGGGAGGUGCGACUUUCAGAAUCAAGGCUUCUACGUGAAAAUUAUCAGGAAAAGUACAGCUGGGAAAAGCCCAUUAGACGUCUUGUGGAGAGGAUGUACAGUCUCAUAUUUGGUAAGCUAGCCUGUGCAUUGGUUUUUUGGGAAAUAAUUUUAAUUAAGACAAGUGAUUUAAUUGAUACCAAGUACAUGUACUCUUAAUCACAGUCAAAAAAUUUUAGUUUUUCAUCAUUUUAUACACCAAGUCAGGUGACAGGGGUUCUUUAUUUCAGUUGCAAGAUAAGAAAUACGAAAACCUGGGGUUUUGAAGAGGUUUAUUUUGCUAAUUAAAUAAAAAUUUAACGAGGUGAGGUGCCUUUAGCUAAGGGGAUAUUCUUGGUUAGCAGUCAUCUUCACAUUUGAGGGCACAUGAGUGGUCAAAAAGUGGCUGUUUGCAAGUGUAGGUGCCCUAGGACCAUGGAAAGUUCAGAGCUGUGGCAUCCUCCACCUGUGAGCUAUUCUCUCUGUUCUGACCUUAUGGCUAGCUUGCAGAGUCUCAGUUCAGAAUUGGGACUCAUGACUGGACUGGGUUGCGGAAAUUUGCCAGUUGUGACAGUUACUGUACAGUAUCUUAGAGAUGUUUGGCCACAGUAGAAAACCCUGUACACCCAAAUCAUCAACCUUACAUUUAAGUGAGGUGGUUUCUCCAGAAAUGAUUCCCACUGAUUUCAACAAACGCCAGGUACCAGCAGUACCACUCAUAAAAGACCACUUACCACUGUCUGCUUAGCUUGCAAAGAGGCUCUCAUGUUUGGGUAUACUGCCACCUAUAAGAGAGCUCAAUACUGUCUGUUUUCCUGCAAACAGGCUCUUGUGUUUUGCUCUUCUACUGCCUGAAAGACCUCUCACUGGCAUCUGUUUAGCCUGCAAGCAGGCUAUCAUGUUUGGGUUUUGCGUUAUGGUCCUUUUCCAGACACAGCUGCCUUUUAGACCAUCAGCAGUCACUUGUGAAAAUGUUAUUGAGACACCUGUAUGUUUUGAAAUUAAAUGCUGGGAUUUUAGAACUUCGUCAUAAUAAGGUCAAGGAGUAGGUCAAGAAACAAUCUGGGAAUUUCAAACACCUCUAGCCGUGGUCACCAUGUAGAAGCCAAACUGUGACACAGUGAUCAAUGCUGACUGUGAAAGACUACCACAGUCAAGCUAAGAACACAUUUUCAAAAGUUUCUAUUAAUAAUUAAGCCAAACAAAAAAGAAGUGGCUCUGCCAAACAAAGGAAGAAAUGGCUCUGAUCUCUUGAUUAAAAAAAAAAGUUGUCUAUCGUAAAGACUGACUAAUUAAUAAAAAUCAAAAAAGUUUUUAAAAAAAUGGUGAAAAUGAAAGUUUUAGCCUGAUCAGACACAGGAAUACUUGGAAAAGAAUACUUGUACAGAAGCAAUUAGAUGAGGUUCUUCUGAGAAAGUUGAAGCUUUUUGUACCAGAAGAUGGUGAAAGACAGAGAAAUUUGAUAUUCACCCUUUUGAGGCCAUUACCUUGCUUAAGAACUAAUUUUCUCGUGGACUCAGUAUGAUCUAUUGCUAUUUUUGAAAGGAAAACACAAACAGACCAUUAAUUAAGUGAAUUGUCAGUUAAUAAAUACUUAAUGUCAAAAGAAGCAUGUUCUAAUUGGUUAAUUUGUGAUUGUGCACCAUGAUAAUUACGAAGCAAACCUGUCAUUGCAACUGGAGAUAAGAGGCCAGCCUCUAUUAUGUUAGAUUCAUGAUUACUAUUCUAAGCAAUUCAGGGAAAAACUGAUAAACUAUCAUCACCUCUGAAGUAAUAUUAAGAUGUUCAGUGAUGUCAAUUUUCUUGUUAAUUUUCAAAUUACUCUGAGAACUGUUAAACUAUAGUCACCUUGAAGGUAAUAUUAGGAUGUUAAAUGAUGUGAAUUUUUUGUUCAUUUUUAAAUGAGUCCCAAACUUGUAUGCCUCGGAAAGCUUACCAGUGGGCCAUGAUAUUUUUAAAAAUCAUUCCUUUGUCCUUCCCAGGACAAAGAGCUGUAUUUAACUGAUGUUGUGUCUCUUUUUGCUCUAAAAGGCUCCUCUGGUGAUCACUCAUUUCAUUCAUCCAUGGAAUAUGGACAGUUUCCUUUCCCUUCAACCUCAGUGUCUCAAGACAACCUUUUUCAAGAGAGAAGUCACUCUCAAAGUAAGCAAAAUUUAUGGUGA